GGUCGAGGCUAAUGUAGUAACGGCCCGUUUUCAACUAAAGGCCUGAAACGGACCCGUGGAUUUUUGGCUGUGUAAUAAAGCAUCUGGAAGCUGCGAAGGUGUCUGUUGACUCAUGCAUUGUCACUAGCUAACUAAUUAUCAGGUCAUGGAGCUGGAAGCUGGUGACCAGACUGCAGAGCGACCUCCUCCUCGCGGGCGCUGUAUGGCCUGGCUCUCCUCUGAGCUGCACUACACAGCACUGGCUUGCUGCUACCAGGACAACAAAGCGUUUGCCUUUAGUCCAUGGUUACCCCUCAAGUGGAAGUGGCAAUGGGCGUAUUUGCUCUAUCGCUGGAUCAUUAUGCUGUACUUUGUGGGCUGGCUACUCUACUCUCUUGUGAAUGCUGCCCAGACUCCAGAUGUCCAAGCAAAGUUCUUCAUAUAUCUCACCAACUGGGGCUUUGUUUGCUUCAAUGUGUACCUUUUCAUGGCUGCCAUCUCAGUGACAGUGACUCUAUAUAGCCACCUCCAUGUAGGACCCCCUCUUGACACACUCCCCCCCCUCACUGUCAGAGGAGGCAUCACAUGCACACUACUCACUACUGUCAAUGGCCUUCACUGGGCCACUGCUAUCAUUGGACUAGAGUUCCCAGUGGCUAUUACAGUCCUGUUCUGGAUAUUCUUUGGUAAUGGUGAUCCAGAUCAGACACUCAGUAUCUCGAGUAUUCAUGUGCACUUGCUAAACGGAAUUAUUGCUUUUCUGGAUACCUGGAUAACAGGAGUUCCAUUUCGAGUUCUCCAUGUUGUCUACAUCAUAUUGUUCGGCUGUGUGUACAUAGUAUUCUCUGCUCUGUAUUAUGCUGGUGGUGGUACUGACCCUGCAAACCGCCCUUACAUCUAUCCAGUGUUGGAUUAUGGUGGCAACCCUGGGCUAGCUGCUGGAGUAGCUGUUGGUUGUGGUCUUGUGUUUCCAGUAAUCUUACAUCUCAUCUUCUACGCCAUGUACCUGGCUCGUUAUUGGCUUUCUACACUAGUGCAGACCCACUGGAGGGUAUCAAGAGUCAGUUCAUCUGCCAGUGGGGAGGAGCAGGCUCUAACUAUGCAACAAGAGAGAACUAUUGUCAUUUGAACAAUGUGUAUUAAUUUAUGGCAGUUGUUAUUCUUAUAAUUUUUAUUGUAUAUUUUUGUAUAAUAGUCAA
Molecule: messenger RNA, 1178 nt
Organism: Halichondria panicea
Lineage: Eukaryota; Metazoa; Porifera; Demospongiae; Suberitida; Halichondriidae
Product: protein rolling stone-like
Exons: 2
Coding region: 146-1108 (320 amino acids)
Cellular component (GO): membrane
Source: RefSeq, a predicted model, not a curated record